UUAGCUCUGCAAUUGCCGAGUGAAAAUGAAAGGUACUUUAAUGCUCAUAACAAAGAAUUAUUACCUCUAUUACAUCCCAAUCAUGUACGAUUUACUGCCCAAUGGAUCAUGAUCUCUAAAGAAACUGCAAGUGUCAGACAACUGAUGAAGUUUUUAGCCAAUGGUAUGAAUAUAGUUAGAUUAUCAUAUUCUUUAGGACCAGUCAGUUUUUUACUUGAAACAUUAAAUAAUAUACGUCAGGCAAGAGAAGAAUACAGUAAACAAGUUGGAAGAUACGUCCCGUUGGCUAUUUCAACAGAUGAUGUGGGAUCUAUAAUUCAAGUAGGGCAUUUUUUAAACGAAAAGGAAUAUUUCCCAAAGGGUUAUCAAGUAAUGUGCACCGAUGACAUUGCAUUUUUUCGUAAAAGCACCCGCGACAUUCUUUAUAUUGGACUUGAAAAUAUUCAUCUAGUUUUAUCACCAGGAAAUAAAAUUAAUAUAGAUUUUGACAGAGUUGUGCUAACGGUUGACAAAAUUAUUGGUACUAAUAUUUCAUGUACCGUCGAAAUACCUGGAUUUUUAACCAGUAGGGUUAAAGUUUUUAUAUUUGGAACACACAUCUCAUUAACAAAAUUUACUUUGGGAGACUUCAAGGCACUAUCUUUCGCUAUAAAGAAUAAUCUGGAUAUAUUCUGCCCUUCAUCUGUAGAAACUCUUGAAGACGUUUUAUACAUCCGCAAAAAGAUUAAAUCCUUGGGCGGAAAAAUUGCUCUAGUUCCCAAAAUAGAUAAUUUAGAAGGAACACGAAAUAUAGACUCCAUUUUGCCAGCAGUUGAAGGUGUAUUUUUGGGAAGAGGUUAUGUAGGAUAUUCAGUUGGAAUACACAAAGUACCAUUAAUACAAAAACUAAUGAUAGCCAAAUCAAAUAUUAUAGGAAAACCAAUCUGUGUAUUGGGAUUGUUUCUAACAGAAAUGGUAACAGAAAUAAAACCAACUUGUGCUGAAACUGUAGAUAUUUCUAACUUGGCAAUGGAUGGAGGUUCCUCGGUCAUGACUCAUAGUGAGACAACAAUUGGGAAUUAUCCUAAUGAAGCAUGUAACGUAUUAGACAAAUGUUUACAAAUUGGAGAACAUGGAUUUUUUUAUAAAAGACAGUUUAGAGACUUGCUUAGAACUGUCGAGUCACCAACUUAUGCAACUGAUGCAAUAGCAAUUUCAGCAGUUCUAGCUUCGUAUGUGUCCAUAGCCUCUGCCAUAAUUUGUUUAACCCAGUCUGGAAAAACUGCACAACUACUCUCAAAAUAUUUUCCUAGGUGUCCUAUUUUGGCUGUAUCCAGAAAAAUAGAUACAGUAAACAUGCUACAAUUAUAUAGAGCAGUUAUUCCACUAUAUUAUAAUAAACCUCGUCAUGAGAAUUGGUGUUGCGAUAUGGAACAAAGGCUUGAAUUCGGUAUUCAGUUUGCAGCAGAAACUGGAAUUACAAGAAAUGGCGAUCCUAUUAUUCUGCUACAUCCCGGUAAACCAGGUUCUACAAUCACAAGUACUUUAAGAAUAAUAAUGUCUCCGAAUAUGCGACCAUUUGUCAUUCCAGAAGUGAAUUAUUAAUAAUGUUACGGUUUUGUUAAGAUGUCAGACUUGUAUUGUUUAAUAAAUUGUGGG
Molecule: messenger RNA, 1638 nt
Organism: Aethina tumida (small hive beetle)
Lineage: Eukaryota; Metazoa; Arthropoda; Insecta; Coleoptera; Nitidulidae
Product: pyruvate kinase-like
Exons: 2
Coding region: 109-1584 (491 amino acids)
Biological process (GO): glycolytic process
Cellular component (GO): cytoplasm
Molecular function (GO): pyruvate kinase activity; potassium ion binding; magnesium ion binding
Source: RefSeq, a predicted model, not a curated record